Pygocentrus nattereri (red-bellied piranha) is the source of this 3266-nucleotide messenger RNA. RefSeq names its product melanoma cell adhesion molecule b (gene mcamb). The transcript is spliced from 18 exons. Bases 543 to 2492 code for a protein of 649 amino acids. NCBI's taxonomy places the organism in Eukaryota, Metazoa, Chordata, Actinopteri, Characiformes, Serrasalmidae. The record is from RefSeq and is a predicted model, not a curated record.
UCAAAGCAUGCAAACAAAUAUUUGAUGAAAUACUCAAAUGUGGGAAUGUGAAAACACAUGAAAUAAUUUCUCUUGUACUUGAUAUUUGUCAUAUGGGCCUCUUUGGGCCUCCAUGUAUGGGCCUCUUUGCUUAGGCUGCUGUCCCCACGAACCGGACCCGGAUAAGUGGUCGAGGAUGGAUGGAUGGAUGGAUGGAUGGAUGGAUAGAUGGAUAUCUCUGGUCAUGUUAUUUCUUUUGGUUUGACUAUACAUCAGUUAAAGGAAAGAUUAUUAAUUUCUUUAAAGUUUAGAACAUAGUGUCUUAAGCCAUCAGAAUUUACUAUAAGCUCUGUAGCAAAAUCAGUUUUGAGAAUAUGACACUUUCAAACUGAGACUGUAUUAAUUCCUAUUUAAAAUGUAUGCAGAAUGCAAAUUCUCAAGGAACCACAUUACCUGCAAGUGAAGGCUGGGUUACUUAAAGCAGGGACUGCAGUGCACGGAUCGCUCAAUGGCACCUUUGUGAAGGAAACCUAUACUGAUGGCAGAGUGAGCAGAGUUCAGAAAUGCAUGUAGCUUUCCUCACUUCUAUCGACCAGUUGGCUCGCUGGACAGCAGCUGGAGGACUGUGCAGCAUGGCUCAGUGGAGGCUUACUCUCACACUUACAGCUCUUUGCGUCUUCGUUUGGCGGGUAUGGGCCAGUCUGGAGGUCUCCAUGAAGGACAGGGAGGAGGUCUUACUGGAGGAGAAGGCAAACAUUGUCUGCGCGUACAACUUGCCGGAACUUACCAGUUCAUUGACGAUACAGUGGUUUGUGAGGGCACCAGGGGUCAGCAACAAGGAACAAAUCUAUUACAAAGACAGCAGUUCGGAGUUUGAGGUGCAGGGCACAAAGUUCACUGGCCGGAUCAACGUCUCUCACUCACUGGAGGCCACAAAGGGGAACAGCAUUCUGACCAUCAAUAAUACACGGCUCAGCGAUGAGUUGGAGUUCUUCUGCCAAGUGAGCGUGGAUGGCAUCAGCAAGGAAGGACGUACUCAACUUCUCGUGUUCAAUGCCCCAACUCGCCCCACCAUUAAAGUAGAACCUUAUGUCUCUGUAGGAACACAGCAGCCGGGAAAGAUUGCGUCUUGCGAGGUCAGAAAUGCGUACCCUGCUCCUAACAUCACAUGGUACAAAGACACGACCCCCUUGCAGCACUCAGACAGUAAGGUGAGGGUGAAGACCAUCAGGACAUUCAAUCCCAGCGGGCUGUUUACAGUGGAGAGUAAAUUGGAGCUUGAAGUAGAGAAAAAGGACAAGGAUGCAGAGUUCUACUGCGAGAUCAACUACUUUACCCCUCGAACACAGGGGAUGAUGGAGUCUGACCACGUCAACAUCACAGUCCACUAUCCAUCAACAGAAGCUACAAUGAAACAGGAAUCCCCUAAAGGUCUCAUCAAGGAAGGUGACAGAGUGGAGAUCAGUUGCCAGGGAAAUGGAAACCCUCAGCCAUUCAUAACUUUCACAUAUAAUGAUGAGGAUUGGCAGCCAGAAAAUAAUCUUCUGGUUCUGGUUAGCGUGACUCGAAGAAACAGUGGCACGUACUCGUGCAGCGCGCUGGACCUUGUUGAGGUGAUCUCUGCAAACUUGAGCAUCACUGUACACUAUCUGGAUUCUGUUGUGAUCAUUCCAGAGGAAGAAGUUCACUUGGGCGAAGGGGACGAUCUGUCUCUGACCUGUUACGCCAACUCAUCUCUGUACACCCAUGCAGUGUGGUACAAGGACAAUGCUUAUCUCACAGAGGGACACAUGCUGAAUUUACACAACGCCUCCUAUGACAUGGCUGGGAAGUAUGUCUGCGUGAUAGAGGCAUCUGACCUGCCUGAACUACGUAGAAACAACUCAGUGCUUAUCACUGUGAAAGGUAAGCCUGUGAUUACAGAGGGAGUGAAAGUAAUUCCAUUGGACAGCGAAAAGUCAGUCAAUUUGAGCUGCACCGCAACAGGACACCCAGCACCCACCAUCAUCUGGGCACUCUCUGAUGAACAAGCUCGUGUGAGCGAGUGGAUCACUAAGAAAGAAGACAAGGUUAUCAGUGUUAUUAGCAUCAGCACAUCAUCUUACAUCACAGCGUCCUGUGAAGCCUCCAACAAGAUGGGCACAGUCAAAGAAUCUCGUAAGAUUGAAGCCACUGAAUUUAAAAAACCAACAACUUCAAUAACAAGCACUACUUCCACCAGUACAAAGGCGCCAGAAACAACCAACACUUCAAAAAGAGUAAGAAAAGAGGGCAGUGGAGUCAUCAUUGCUGUCAUCAUCAUCCUCAUCUUACUGCUAGCCAUCUUGGGCAGUGUGCUCUACUUCCUGUACAAGAAGGGAAAGAUCCCAUGUGGACGCUCAGGGAAGCAGGACCUGACGAAAGAGAGCGCCAGUAAAGACGACAUUGUUGUGGAGAUGAAGAGCGGCAAGUCUGAGGAGGCUGUGCUUCUGCAAGGCGUGAAUGGUGAAAAAAAGUUUCCCAAUGACCAGUGAAUGACGGAUGCACGGAUGCACAGAGAAGAGUUGCCGCUUGCUGCUUCCAUGCUACACACUCUCUCAGGGUGGGAUCCUCGCAGUAAGAGGCCUUGAGCCUUUACCCCACAGGAUCGCCACAUUUACUCCUCCCCUGUGAACUGGGACAGAGGGCCUCUGCCCCACUGCACAGACCUCGUUUUCUCAACCUUUCAGUUUUUAUUUUUUAGUAUGUUAAUCCAAAGGCCUUGACAGGAUGGACAGUCCAUAAACAACAAUCUGCUCUCUCUAUGAUGUAUAUAUGGGCUACUGUACAUAUGUAGUUAUUUAAAAUGCUUCAGACAAAGAACAUCUGAAGGGUGAUUUGGAGGAGAGACCUUUGCUGAAGGCUGUCUUGCUUGCUGUUGCUCUGCCUCCAUCAUAUAGUCCUUGCACUGAAAUACUAAGCCGUCUCACACUGCUGUACUUUCACUCUAAACCGUGCUAAAUGCGACCAAUCACAUCGACAUUAUAUUGCUUAAAUUUACGCUUUUGAAAGAUCAACUGAAAAUAAUUGAACUGUUCAUGCUGCCAUAUGUCGCUGUUGUCGGAACAAAACCUCGUAUCUCCAUUUUUGUUAAUUUUUCAGUUUUUGACAGAAUUUGAAAAGCCCUGUUUCCCUUUAUGUUGUAUCUAAAUUUCAUGAUGAACAGACCUAAUAAAAUGACCCAAAAUUGCUUGGUAAAAAGUCUAGUUCCAUUGACUUACAUUUAAAGUAGAUUAUGUUUUUUCCUUCUCCUGUAAAGUUACUAUUUU